AGGGCGCGGUCGGGAUCGGGGGGCUUUUCCUGGCCAUCUUCUCCCUCGCCCGUGUAUGCGGACCCUCCAGGGAAAGAGCCGCGGCCCCCGGGCGGAUCCGAGGACACCUUGAGACACUUCAUCGAACUGACGUGGGAGCAUAAGAACUGAAGCUAUCUUCAUUUUGGGAACCCGGUUGCAGGAGCCAUGAUGAAUGGUCACAUUUCUAAUCAUCCCAGUGGUUUUGGCGUAUACUCACCUCAAAUGAAUGGCUACGGAUCACCCACAUUUUCCCAAAUGGACAGAGAACAUGGAUCCAAAACAAGUGCAAAGGCCCUGUAUGAACAAAGGAAGAAUUAUGCACGGGACAGUGUCAGCAGUGUGUCCGAUGUGUCCCAGUACCGUGUUGAACACUUGACUACAUUCAUCCUGGAUCGGAAAGAUGCUAUGAUAACUGUUGAUGACGGAAUAAGGAAGCUGAAAUUGCUUGAUGCCAAGGGCAAAGUAUGGACUCAAGAUAUGAUUCUCCAAGUAGAUGAUAAAGCUGUGAGCCUGAUUGAUUUGGAAUCAAAGAAUGAGCUGGAGAAUUUCCCUUUAAACACAAUCCAGCACUGCCAAGCGGUGAUGCACUCCUGCAACUAUAAUUCCGUACUCGCCCUGGUGUGCAAAGAGACAACCCAGAACAAGCCGGAUCUUCACCUUUUCCAGUGUGACGAGGUUAAGGCAAACCUAAUUAGUGAAGAUAUUGAAAGCGCAGUCAGUGACAGUAAAGGAGGAAAGCAGAAGAGGAGGCCCGAUGCCCUCAGAAUGAUUUCUAAAGCAGACCCCGGUAUACCGCCUCCACCAAGUGCUCCUGCCCCGGUGCCACCUGGGACCGUUACGCAGGUGGAUGUCAGAAGUCGGGUGGCAGCCUGGUCUGCGUGGGCAGCUGACCACGGGGACUUUGAAAAACCAAGGCAGUAUCAGGAGCAGGAAGAAACACCUGAGAUGAUGGCAGCCCGGAUUGACAGAGAUGUGCAAAUCUUAAACCAUAUUUUGGAUGACAUUGAGUUUUUUAUCACAAAACUCCAAAAAGCAGCUGAAGCAUUUUCAGAACUCUCUAAAAGGAAAAAGACUAAGAAAAAUAAAAAGAAAGGUCCAGGAGAGGGUGUUUUAACUCUGCGGGCAAAACCACCACCUCCUGAUGAAUUUGUUGAUUGUUUCCAAAAGUUUAAACAUGGAUUUAAUCUUCUGGCCAAGUUGAAGUCUCAUAUCCAGAAUCCUAGUGCUGAAGAUUUGGUCCACUUUUUGUUUACACCAUUAAAUAUGGUGGUACAAGCAACAGGAGGUCCCGACCUAGCUGGCUCAGUACUCAGUCCCUUAUUGACUAAGGAUACAAUUGAUUUCUUAAAUUUUACUGUCAAUGCUGAGGAACGCCAGUUGUGGAAGUCAUUGGGAGAAACUUGGAUGAAAGCCAGAGCCGAGUGGCCAAAAGAACAGUUUAUUCCACCCUAUGUCCCGCGUUUCCGCAAUGGCUGGGAGCCCCCAAUGCUGCACUUCAUGGGGGCUCCAAUGGAACAAGAUCUUUACCAUUUGGCUGAAUCGGUGGCAAAUGUAGCAGAACAUCAGCGCAAACAAGAAAUAAGAUUAUCCUCCGAGUCCAGUAUAUCAGAGUACCCACCACCUGAUGGCCAUGCAGCCAGUAGCAGCAUUUACACAAGAGGCCCCCCACUGGAUCAAGGCGCAGCUGUUGGUGCUGUUAAGCCAACUCCUAAUCGAAAUUAUGACCCACUCAAAACACAACCCAAGAAAUAUGCCAAAUCCAAGUAUGAAUUUACAGCAAGGAACAACAGUGAGCUCUCGGUUCAAAAGGAUGAUAUUUUAGAGGUCCUUGAUGACAGGAAGCAGUGGUGGAAAGUUCGAAAUGCAAGGGGAGAUUGUGGAUUUGUGCCAAAUAACAUUUUGGAUAUCGGGAAACCUCCAGAGUCUGGACUAGGGCGUGCUGAUCCACCUUACACACAUACUAUACAGAAACAAAGGAUGGAGUAUGGUCCAAGACCAACUGAUGCUCCCUCUGCUCCGUCGCCCCCUCCAACACCUGCCCCAGCAGUUCCAGUCCCCCUUCCGCCUUCUGCUCCAGCGCCUGUUCCUGUGUCAAAAGUCCCGGCCAAUGUCACCCGUCAGAACAGCAAUUCCAGUGACAGCGGCAGCAGUAUUCUGCGAGAUAGCCAGAGGCACAAACAACUUCCUGUGGACCGAAGAAAAUCUCAGAUGGAGGAAGUGCAGGAUGAGCUCAUUCACAGAUUGACCAUUGGUCGGAGUGCUGCUCAGAAGAAGUUCCACGUGCCACGGCAGAAUGUGCCAGUUGUCAAUAUCACGUAUGACUCCACGCCACAGGAUGUGAAGACCUGGUUACAAUCCAAGGGAUUCAACCCUGUGACUGUCAAUAGUCUCGGAGUAUUAAAUGGUGCACAACUUUUCUCUCUUAACAAAGAUGAACUGAGGACAGUUUGCCCCGAAGGGGCCAGAGUCUUCAGCCAAAUCACUGUACAGAAGGCUGCACUAGAGGAUAACAAUGGCAGCUCUGAGUUGCAGGAAAUUAUGCGCAGAAGGCAGGAGAAAAUCAGCGCUGCGGCCAGCGACUCCGGAGUGGAAUCUUUUGAUGAGGGAAGCAGUCACUAAUUGGAUUUUAUGUAUUUGUCAUUAAAUCUUCUCCUCGGCAUUAUUCCAACAUGCUUUGUUUUAAGAAGUCAUGAAGGGAAUGUCAGAUUUUAGUGUCUUGGUCCCGUUAAUUUAUCCCCACAAAGAACGGAUGUGCACCUGAGGAAGCAGGGCACUUGCCUCUGGGCCCCUGGUGGUUGUUAACAGGGACAAUUUUUAAACGGCAUUUGCUGGACCUUGAGCUAUAUGUCACCUGCUUCACCAAGGUGAGGCUUUCGUUAUUGGUUUAAUUAUUUCUUCCAAAUCUCAGUGCAUAAUCAGGAAUUUUUGACAGGGAGGAAUUUAUUUAUUGCAACAAAGCAAGGAGCUUGCCCUUGAUUGAACAUCUAGGCAAUUUCGAUUUGGACUGCCAUCCAGUGUCUGUCAUUUCGAGUGUAGCUCACGUUAGGCUGGUCUCUACUUUCUCAGGUCUCUUUUCUGGCAUGCGCCAUGAUAGACUGUUUAGAGUUAUUUAAAGUUCCUAAUGCCAAGAAUUGAGGGGGGAACACAUUUGAAUAAAGUGUAAAGUACAACAGGGACUUUCACAUGCAAAUGUAAACCUAGGAACAUUCCCAAGACAUUUUAUUUAUCGUGACUCUAUUGAUCAUCAUCCCUUGUAUAGCUUGUAUUUUGAUUUGGUUUAUAUUUUACUUACUAUGUAUACUGUAUCCUUAUAUAUGAGAAAGCACAAGUGGAAAAGAGGUCAUACUCAAAAUCUGUCAAAGAAAGUAGCCUUCACUGACGUACAGUACAGUAUUUUGCUUCAUGAAGGCCUCGGUUCUGAAUAUUGAUGUACACAUAAUAGGGGCCAUUUUAUGUGUUUAUCUGUGUUAUUCUGUUUCUUGUCAUCAGAAGCAGCUAAUGUACACAUAUUUUAAUCCUGUGAAAGAUUCGAGAUAGAGAAAAGAAAAAGAUACCUAACCAUCAACAAAUGUUAUUUUUGCAAACAUGAUUUUUGUCAUUAAAUGUUGUAUUAUUUCACUUAUAUAAAGCAGAUGUUAUGUAAGAAUGUUGUAUAUUUUAACAUAAAUUCAUUUAGGAAGAUUGCCUAGAUUCAUUAAUUUUCAUAGUGCCUUUUUCACGAGUCAGCUGGAAAGUCUGCAAUAAACAGUAUUUGCUGUAUGUGAA
This is a messenger RNA of Echinops telfairi (small Madagascar hedgehog), 3786 nucleotides long. RefSeq names its product epidermal growth factor receptor pathway substrate 8 (gene EPS8). Gene Ontology annotation, biological process: regulation of Rho protein signal transduction; Rho protein signal transduction; positive regulation of ruffle assembly. Gene Ontology annotation, molecular function: actin binding. The transcript has 22 exons. Lineage: Eukaryota; Metazoa; Chordata; Mammalia; Afrosoricida; Tenrecidae. Bases 187 to 2640 code for a protein of 817 amino acids. Gene Ontology annotation, cellular component: vesicle; plasma membrane; ruffle membrane. The record is from RefSeq and is a predicted model, not a curated record.